Molecule: messenger RNA, 276 nt
Organism: Parastagonospora nodorum SN15
Lineage: Eukaryota; Fungi; Ascomycota; Dothideomycetes; Pleosporales; Phaeosphaeriaceae
Exons: 2
Coding region: 1-276 (91 amino acids)
Source: RefSeq, a predicted model, not a curated record
AUGGCUCAGACGUCUCCCUUACCAUUGGGCCCGUUUAGAGGCGGCCUAGCGGAGCCUGCAUAUACCCAGCAUGAGGAAACAGACACGGGACAGACUAAUGCCCGCAGUGUGCCAGUACAGGCGGGCGAGCAGCAUACUCAUUGUGCCAUCAUCAGGCGCCGCAUCCAGACAGGCCUUCCGGGAGAGUGCCCCUCUGCUGUAGUGCUGCCCAGGCGCAGGGAGAUGCUCGAACCCUGCCUGCUGCCCAUCUUCUCGCGUUUGCGCAAACUCAGCUAG